CCUUGUUCGUUUACCAGUAGACCGAUAGGACCCACCUCUUAGAUCUGAUAGGCCCCUCACUCUCUCUCUCUUUCUAUCCUCAUCUCAUUUUUUUCUGCUUCUACCACGGCUUUGAUGCUAACCCCCUUACCCCACUUCUAAAACCCCUCUUCAAGCUGAAAUGUCUCUCAGAUUCUGAAUAGUUCAAACACUUGCAAAUCUCGAUUGGGAUCGAAAUCCGAUAAGGAGUUCAAUCGGGCGUGGUGAUUAUAAGUUCGGAAAAUCUUUUUGCCUGAAUACAAAACUUUUUGGUGGUUAUAUCAGUUGAAGGUUGUCGGAAAUGUUUGAAGCUACUGACUUGGGUUUGUUUUCGAAUCUCUGAACCCAUUUGUUGACAGAGAGAUAUUUGACGGCUUUACCGGGGAACACAGCCCUGGAGCAUAAUGGAAAGCAUCUUUGGUCAAGGACUUGAUUCGGAAGAGAGCGACCGAGGUUUGGAAACUGAAACCUUUGAUCAGGAAAUGGCAGAAGAUGACCUCUCAAAGGAUUUGGAGUUGUGUACAGACGGAAAUAGCCAGAUGAUGGAACAAUCUGUUGAAGCAUUGUCAAACAAUUCCGAUGUUCUAGAACCAUAUGUCGGCAUGGAGUUCAAAUCAAGAGAUGAGGCCAGGGAAUUUUAUGUUGCAUAUGGUAGGCGUACAGGUUUCACUGUGCGCAUUCAUCAUAAUCGGCGUUCACGUCUAAACAAUCAAGUCAUUGGUCAAGAUUUUGUUUGCUCGAAAGAAGGCUUUCGUGCAAAAAAGUAUGUAUACAGAAAGGAUAGGGUUCUUCCUCCACCACCGGUUACUAGAGAAGGAUGCAAUGCGAUGUUAAGGCUAGCCCUAAGGGAUGGAGUAAAGUGGAUAGUCACUAAAUUUGUAAAGGAACACAGCCAUAAGCUAAUGAAUCCUAGUAAAGUACCGUGGCGGCGAUCGGAAAGGAUUCUAAUCAGUGAGGAUGAGAAGGAUAAAAAAAUUCGAGAACUAUCACUUGAGCUGUACAAUGAGAAACGACGAUGUCAACGUCGGUGUGCUGCAUAUCAGGAACAGCUUAAUAUGAUUUUGAAAGAUGUUGAAGAUCACACCCAACACCUAUCAAGAAGAGUUCAAGACAUUGUUCAGAAUAUAAAAGAAAUAGAAGAUGAGUCAGAGGGUCCUGAUUAAAGAUGAACUUUUGUGCAACUCCUGGUUUUUUUUGUUUUUUGUUUUUGUUUUUUUUUUUUAUUUGGAAGGGUCUAGUCCACUGUACACCCAUUCCUGCUUCUUAGAGUUCAUAAUUUUACAUCAUUGGUUUGUCUAGGUUUUAGUGUGAAUCAUUUUAUGUACAUAUUCAAGGCCAGCAAAACAUCAUUAAUAGUCCAAUAAAGAAGCCAUAUUGGGGUAAUUUCCAAAUGUAAGUUGUGUAUAGGUUGGAACAUCUAUAGUCUGUUAUUGAGUAAAAUAAAAUGCCUAACUGCAUACUGCCUUUACAUGUA
Messenger RNA from Macadamia integrifolia, 1492 nucleotides. Its product is annotated as protein FAR-RED ELONGATED HYPOCOTYL 3-like. The transcript is spliced from 4 exons. Bases 423 to 1181 code for a protein of 252 amino acids. The record is from RefSeq and is a predicted model, not a curated record. NCBI's taxonomy places the organism in Eukaryota, Viridiplantae, Streptophyta, Magnoliopsida, Proteales, Proteaceae.